CCCUUCGUCAUGACCUUUGACACUCAUUUCCCCAGUUGAAGUGUGUGAUUGCUGUCCUUCCACUGAUGAUGACAUGCCGGCAUGCUGUCGGAUAAAGAAAAGCGGUGCUUUGCAGAACUGUUGCAGCUCAUCCCUCAAGACCAACUCUUGUCACUGAAGGACACGGUAACGAACAGGGCCAUAGAAGUGCGAAGCAGAAAUGAGGCUGUCCGUGCCAUUGUGUCCUACUCAGAGUCACCAGAACAACUCCUGAAGAGAAGGAAGAUCAAGAGAGACUUACUGUUCCAGUACCUUGCCAGGAAUAAUGUCAUCAUCACACCAACCGCAAGCAAGACAGACCUGAUCCAGAGAGUACUGCAGUUCUGGGGGAUUGAGGUGGCCAGAAAUGUGCAAUGGGAGGAUGAGGAGGACAAAAGGGUAUCUGCACAAGUCAAACCUAAAGACGAGAUUCAGCUGCUAGCAGAACAGUUCUGUACCUGGUUCUUCAACCUUCUCAACUCCCAUCAUCCUUUGAAGAACAGCCCUGUGGAAGGGUGGGGUCCUCAGCACUUCUGGGCCGACACCCAGCUCAAGAUGGAGUACCACACCCCUGAUCUGCACCAGGAACAGUACCAAGGGGCUGACCUGGUCAGCCAGAGACUUCUGGCCAUCGUAAGGGAUGACCUGCUGAUAUUCAACCCCAACAUAGCAGCUGACGGUGUGAAGGGAAAGAAAGAUCCACACGGUUUGGUGGCAGUCUUGGUUUGUGGUACAGUGCAUCGACAAGAGAGAUGCCUAGGCAUGUUCGAACAGUGCUUCUGUCUUGUCAGCGAUCCAGACAAGCACAACAACUACAAGAUCAAGUCUACAAACUUGAGGAUUCGUGGGAGGGAAGUCAUGGGUAUUCCCAGACUUGAAGCUGGAAGUGAUGAGCUACUUCCAAUAACUGCUUAGUCUUAUGGAAUCUCACAUAAAUGUUAGUGAGACAUAACUGAUUUACAGUUUUGAUGUUUGUCUUUUCUGAGGCGUUGUUAUCAUUUAUUGAUAGGCUUUAAAGAUAGUGCAAAUUUGGCAACUUUGUGGCAUCUGUUGGCAUAACAGCCAUGUGUUUGGCCCAGAACCCAAGAGGUCCUGGGUCUGAAUUCUGUCAUGUCACCUAUCUUGUGCCCUCGGGAUAGACACUUUGCAUGACUUUCCUCAGGUAAAAAUGAGUACCGAACUUUGGUUGGGGCCCUCCCUUUGAUAGAACGUUUAAUAGAGAAAUCUUUAUUGACGCGACAAAAGUACAGCGACUUUCGUAAGGUCUUACAUGUAUAACAACUACUUACAGUACAGCUAAACGGACAUAUAUGGAUAUCUAUAGGUAUGAAUGUACGUUAAAUGUAAGUUAAAUGUAGGUCAUGUGUUUGUGGAAAGCCUGACCACAAACAAGAAACCAUCACACUUAUUGAAAAGAGUAUAUGUCUAGAGCUCUCAGACUGAUUGGUUUUUAAGCAAGUAAUAAGAUAAAAGAAAUUGGAUGCUACCAACAACUUUUGCAGUCUACAUGUCGUAGUAUUUCUGCAAUUGUGAAAUUCAUGUGUGCAUAAAUUAAGUUGUUACAGCUGUCAGGACUUUUUUUUUGCUAGAUGCAAAUUGCUACUGUUUGUUAGUUGUUAUUGUUACCCUACAAUAGAGACAAUACAUUGAUCUUCAGUCAGUAUUUGUUUUGUAUUACAGGUCAGUUUCAAUUUAUUGUCAGUGUAUUUGGAAUUCUGUCAGUUGGUACUGUUGUAUAUUUUUAUGUACUUCUAAAGAAGGCUAUAAGAAGAAUUUUCAGACAAAGAUGUUUUCUUUAAUCCUGAUGAUAUUUGUCAUUCAGCAAUUAUUUUGUUAUCUACAAGUUACUUAUGUAGAAGAAAGUUAUUCUUUUCAAAGAGUUUGAAAUAUGAGUUUUCUUCAUCUACAAGACACAUACAGGAGUUGGCGCUUUAAUGUAAGUUUACAGUGGAAUUCGAUCACAUUGGUUCCAUCUGUAAUUUCUAUACAUUCAAGUAGUUACAAUGUAGUCUACAUAAUGUACAGAUCUGUGGUGACCAAUGUAAGUCAAGUGGUGCUGGGGAGGUACAUGGAUAUUGAAGUGUAAUAAUACCAGAUUAAUUCCUCUAUAAUAGCAACAAAUAAUUAAGGAACAUCAAGUCAGAAGAAAAGAAGUGCUUUUAUUUUGCACCACCAAUGGUACAAUACAUAAAACAAAGGAGUACAAAAUUUGACCAAGGAGCUUUCAUCCAGCUGACAGCAUGUAUGUACUCAAAUGAUAAUACAAUGUAUUUCCAUAGUCCCAAUUCUCAUCAAUAUAGCUUGCUACAAAGUAAUCUUAG
Messenger RNA from Branchiostoma floridae (Florida lancelet), 2339 nucleotides. RefSeq lists its product as uncharacterized. The record is from RefSeq and is a predicted model, not a curated record. The transcript has 3 exons. The coding region runs from base 82 to 933 and encodes 283 amino acids. NCBI's taxonomy places the organism in Eukaryota, Metazoa, Chordata, Leptocardii, Amphioxiformes, Branchiostomatidae.